ACAGAUACGUUAACGACAACCCACGCAAAAGAGCACACAAGGCACGAAAAACCGUAGCGACAAAAACAAAGUUCAGUGUCUCGGUCGCCGUUUAUCCUCAAAGUUGGCAAAAAGCGAACGGGUUCUGUUCCGUAGCUGAAAUACAGAAACACAUAAACAAAAAGAAAAAAAAGUGAAAAGGAUUUCAAGGAGUGCAGUUUGGCAUACCCCUCAAUCAUAAACAAGCGACAGAAAUGAGGCAUCUCUGGCUGCUGCUGCUUAUCGCCGGUGGAUCUGUCCAGUUCCCAGGUGUGCUGACCUCCCCGGAGGCACUCCCAGGCAAAUCUUCUUCAGCCGCUGUGGGCGGCGAUGGAGGAGGAGCUGGGGGAGGAGUCACAGCCACAACAGGUGCAGAAGGACCCAAGGACUACGACUAUGAGGAUGAAACCCCAUCUGCAGCGGGAAAUCUGGCCAUAUCAACGGAAAAACCGAAAUUCCCCGAUCCUUACUUUGAGCAGACUGAAGUGAACUUGUAUGUGCCAGUUAACACGACCAGUGUGAAGCUCGAGUGUCCUGUAAAGAAUUUCAAUUCUGCACAUCACGUGAUUCUCUGGUACAAGGGACAGACACUCGUCUCCAACGGAAAUAACAUAAUCGACAAGGCCUACAGCCUGGGCAAAAAGUUCUCCCUGACCGUUCCCCUGGCUCCCAAUGCCACGGAGGAGCAGUAUGUGUGCGAAGUGCCCAACACCAAGGCGCGACGCCAGGUGACCAUUCGCUUUGGACCGGGGCCAAGCACCGCGGCUCCAUCGGCCGUCACCGACUCGGCGGUAACCUCCAGUCCCGCCAAGGAUUCGGCGCCCCAUGGACGGGACAUUAGCCUCUGGCUGCUCGGCCUCCUCUUGGCCCCUCUCCAAUUGGCCGGGUCCUUCCGUUUUUGAAGCGGGCCAAGUUCAAGAGCCCUCUGAAAUCUCUGCACCACCGGCAUUACGUUUGGAGAUGCGCACCGCAACAGAUGAGCUUGACAUUGGGGACGUGGCCCUCGGAUUUCGAUCGAUGGCUUGGCAAAUUAACGUUAGGUGUUGCUUUGUUACUUUAAUAUAUAUAAACUUAUACCAUAGGAAAACGGAUUUUUCGGGGAAGCAAACUUCCUAGAGCCAUAGAUUACUUGAAUUACACUUCCAAAUCUGCUUCCUCUUACUUCCAACGUCGAUGUUUUUAGAGUCCUUUAAAGUAAUAUUGUUUGAACUUGGAUAUGCUAUCUAUAGGAUCGAAUUAGCCUAGUGUGAAUGCUUUAGUCUUGCGCCCCAUUGAAUCGGGAGAUUAGUACAUAAUUGAUUUUAACUUAGCGGAACAAAAUGCGAUACCAAGUGGCUUAAAGAAUCAUUGUCAAGGAUACUAUAUAAAAGAUAUAUAUAUAUGAACAGAUUACGAGUACAUAAAAACAAUGUAUGCAACUUUGUCGGAUGUAAAACUGAAAUAAACUAGAGCUGCUAUAGACCCAGCUGAAUCCAUUCAACGAAA
This is a messenger RNA of Drosophila takahashii, 1503 nucleotides long. RefSeq lists its product as uncharacterized. The record is from RefSeq and is a predicted model, not a curated record. NCBI's taxonomy places the organism in Eukaryota, Metazoa, Arthropoda, Insecta, Diptera, Drosophilidae.